Messenger RNA from Rhinichthys klamathensis goyatoka, 29082 nucleotides. Its product is annotated as epiplakin-like. The record is from RefSeq and is a predicted model, not a curated record. Lineage: Eukaryota; Metazoa; Chordata; Actinopteri; Cypriniformes; Leuciscidae. The coding region runs from base 102 to 28913 and encodes 9603 amino acids. The transcript has 37 exons. Gene Ontology annotation, biological process: wound healing; intermediate filament bundle assembly. Gene Ontology annotation, cellular component: cytoplasm; cell junction; cytoskeleton. Gene Ontology annotation, molecular function: structural molecule activity; keratin filament binding; protein binding.
GGCUGUGGCCUUAAACAGCUGUUGCCCAUCUGCCACUGAGAAGCAGCCACAGGAGCUAGACGAGAGGAAAGAGGGAGUAGACAGAGAAAAAGGGGCUAAGAAUGGACACGCUGCAGGACUGGGCCCUGGAGUACCCGGCUCUGGCCCGGCUGCUCUGGGUGAUCGUGCUGGUUUUGGCCACCCUCCUGGUCUGGAGCUUGUUCUUCUGUUGCUGGGGUAACCAAAGCUCCACCUCCCCUCUGGAAAGAUAUCUCUCAGCCAUGAAGAAACAGUCAAAGACAAAACACCAGAGCCAGCGGAAGAAGAAGCCGAAAGACAAGAGUGUCUCUGCGGCUUUGCUAAAUGAGGGGAUCGUCGGGGUGAUCAAACUGGCAACCCCUCUGUCUCAAGAGAAACAGAAGAAGAAGGAGAAGGAAAGACACGGGAAAAAGACAGAGGAAGAGGAAGAAAAGAAGGAAGGAAAGGAUGAGAAGGAGGAGGAAGGGAAAGGAGAGAAGCCCUCUACAACAGUGAGGAAAAGAAACAAACGGCACCUGAAAGUGACCAUCGCACCUGGAACCGUGAUUUCAGCAUCUACUGACCAGGUCAUGUCAGGGGGUCGCCGGCGGAUACUGGAGCGGUCUGCAUCGGAGGAGAGUGCGAGUGACCUGUGCUCCUCACCUUUUCCCGGAGACACCUUACCUUGGAACCUCCCUAAACACCAGCGCGUCAAACGCUCCAAAUCUGCCUCCGGAGAUGUCCUGGACCCCGCAGAGAGAGCGGUCAUCCGUAUUGCAGAUGAACGAGAUCGAGUACAGAAAAAGACCUUCACAAAAUGGGUGAACAAGCAUCUGAUGAAGGCCCAGCGACACAUCACAGACCUGUACGAGGAUCUCAGAGAUGGACACAACCUCAUCUCACUGCUGGAGGUGCUGUCUGGAGAGACACUGCCCAGAGAGAAGGGUCGCAUGCGCUUUCACAAACUACAGAAUGUACAGAUCGCACUGGACUUCCUCAAACAUAGACAGGUGAAACUGGUAAACAUAAGAAACGACGACAUUGCAGAUGGAAAUCCAAAACUGACCCUCGGGCUAAUAUGGACCAUCAUUCUUCACUUCCAGAUCUCCGAUAUCCAGGUGAAUGGUCAGUCAGAUGAUAUGACCGCCAAGGAGAAGCUUCUCUUGUGGUCUCAGCGGAUGGUGGAGGGCUACCAUGGCCUACGGUGUGAUAACUUCACCACCAGCUGGAAAGAUGGCAGGCUCUUCAACGCCAUCAUCCAUAAACACAGGCCGAAUUUGAUCGACAUGAAUAAGGUGUUCAAACAGACCAACCUGGAGAAUUUGGAGCAGGCCUUCAGCAUAGCAGAGAGAGACAUGGGCGUCACACGCCUGCUGGAUCCUGAAGAUGUGGACGUCCCACACCCAGACGAAAAGUCCAUCAUCACGUAUGUGUCUUCUUUGUAUGAUGUCAUGCCAAGGGUUCCUGACGCUCGUGAUGGAGUCCAGGCCAAUGAGUUGGAGUUGCGCUGGCAGGAGUAUUACGAGCUGGUGACCAUGUUACUCCAGUGGAUCAGGCAUCACAUUAUCGUGUUUGAGGAACGCAAGUUCCCUUCCAGCUAUGAGGAGAUUGAGGUUCUUUGGCGUCAGUUUCUGAAGUUCAAGGAGUCUGAACUACCAGCCAAAGAGACUGACAAAAAUCGCACCAAGCACAUUUACAAGUCUUUUGAGGGUGCUGUGCAGGCGGGUCAGGUCAAGGUUCCCCCCAGUUACCACCCAAUUGAUGUGGAGAAGGAAUGGGGCCGUCUGCAUGUGGCCAUUUUGGAACGAGAGAAACUAUUGCGUUCAGAGUUUGAACGGCUGGAGCGUCUGCAGAGAAUAGUCGGUAAGGUGCAAAUGGAGUCAGGUGUGUGCGAGGAACAGCUCAACCAGGUGGAAACGGUGUUACAAACGGACAUACGUCUGCUGGGUGCGGGAAAACCUAUCCAGCACUCGUCUGAGAUAGAGGCAGAUCUGAACAAGGCUGAAAACAUGAUCCGAUACCUUUUUAAUGAUGUGCAAUUACUUAAAGAUGGGCGCCACCUUCAGGCAGAACAGAUGUACAGGCGGGUGUACCGUCUCCAUGAGCGUCUGGUAAACCUGCGCAGUGAGUUUAAUCUGCGUCUGAAGUCUGGCGUGACGGUGUCGCAGGUGCCCAUGACCCAGAUGUCCAUGUCCCAGACCUCCCACGUCCAAACUUUACAGCAGUCUCCGCAGCGCGUAAAACCUGAGCUCGACGAAGUCACUCUCAAGUACAUUCAGGACCUCUUGUCCUGGGUGGAGGAGAACCAGAGGCGCAUUGAUGGUGCGGAGUGGGGCGAAGAUCUGCCCACUGUGGAGUCUCAACUCGGUAGCCAUCGUGGCCUUCAUCAGUCAAUCGAGGAAUUCAAAUACAAGAUUGACCGUGCACGGGCUGAUGAGAAUCAGUUGACUCCAUUCAGUAAGGGAGCUUAUCGAGAAUACUUGGGCAAACUGGACCUUCAAUAUGCCAAACUGCUGAACUCGUCCAAGUCACGCCUGCGGAAUCUAGAUCAGCUGCACGCUUUUGUUGUGGCCGCCACAAAAGAGCUGAUGUGGCUGAACGAAAAAGAAGAGGAGGAAGUGAACUAUGAUUGGAGUGAUCGAAACUCCAACAUGACCGCCAAAAAGGACAACUAUUCUGGUUUGAUGCGAGAUCUUGAACAUAGAGAGAAGAGAGUGAACAAUGUCCAGAUGACCGGAGACAAACUCUUGAAAGAUGGCCAUCCUGCCAGGAAGACUGUGGAGGCUUUCACUGCAGCUCUUCAGACUCAGUGGAGCUGGAUCCUUCAGCUGUGCUGUUGCAUUGAGACUCAUCUGAAAGAAAACACCGCCUACUUCCAGUUCUUCUCAGAUGUUAAAGAGGCUGAAGAAAGGAUGAAGAAGAUGGAGGACACGAUGAAGAAGAAAUAUGUGUGUGACCGCUCAAUCACGGUUACACGGCUAGAGGAUCUGCUACAAGAUGCAGUGGAGGAAAAAGAACAGCUAAAUGAAUUCAAGACACACCUGGAGGGUCUCAACCGGAGAGCUAAGACCAUUAUCCAGCUCAAGCCGAGGAACACCGCUCACCCCGUCAAGGGCAAAUUACCCAUUCAGGCUGUUUGUGACUUCAAACAAAUGGAGAUCACGGUACACAAAGGAGACGAGUGUGCCCUGGUGAACAACUCCCAACCGUACAAUUGGACAGUGCGAAACUCCAGUGGAAAUGAAGCCACAGUACCAUCCAUCUGUUUCAUUGUCCCUCCCACCAACAACGAAGCUAUGGAUGUCAGCUCUGGUAUGGAUGCGAGUCUGCAGAGGCUGAUGGUUCUUUGGCAAAGGCUGCAUGUUGAUAUGAAGAGCCUGCUGUCCUGGCAGUACUACAUGCGAGAUAUCCUGCUUAUCAACUCCUGGAAUUUCAUCAUGUUCAAGACUCUGAGAGUCGAGGAAUAUCGACUGACCCUGAAGAACCUGGAGCAGCACUAUCAGGCCUUCAUACGUGACAGUCAGGAUUCUGAGCUCUUCGGUGCCGAUGAUCGCUUGCAAGCUGAGAACAGUUACAGCAAAGCCACUCAACACUAUGAUAACCUGCUACGCUCCGUUGAACAAGGGGAACAGGAUGAGUCAGUGUGCAAGAGUUACAUCACCCAGAUAAAGGACCUGAGAUUGAGACUGGAAGGCUGUGAGAACCGCACAGUGAACCGCCUCAGACAGAUGGUAGACAAGGAGCCUCUCAAAGCCUGUUUACAGAGAGCCACUGAACAGAAGAAAGUGCAGACUGAGUUGGAGGGUAUAAAGAAAGACUUGGAUAAGAUGGUGGAGAAGAGUGAAGCAGUGCUGGCCACAUCUCAGCAGUCCAGUUCAGCCCCUGUCCUGCGCUCAGAAAUAGACAUCACCCAGAAAAAGAUGGAGCACGCCUACAGUCUUUCUUCUGUGUAUCUCGACAAGCUGAAGACCAUUGACAUGGUAAUCCGCAGCACACAAGGAGCAGAAGACAUUCUCAACAAAUAUGAGAACCAGUUGCGGGAUGUGAACAAAGUUCCUGUUAAUGAGAAAGAGAUUGAGGCCACUCAAACACAGCUCCAGAAACUGCGCUCAGAAGCGGAGGGAAAGCAAGCUACGUUUGACCACCUGGAAGAGGAGCUUCAGAGGGCUACCGCGGUGACCGACCGUAUGUCUCAGCUGCACAGUGAACGUGACAUAGAGCUGGAGCACUACAGGCAUCUGGUGGGCAACCUGAAGGACCGCUGGCAGGCUGUGUUUGCUCAGAUUGAGCUGAGGCAGCGAGAACUUGACCUUCUGAGCAGGCAGAUGCAGGCUUACAGGCAGAGCUGGGACUGGCUCAUCCGCUGGAUAGCAGACGCCAAGCAGAGGCAGGACAAGCUCCAUGCUUUGCCCAUCGACAGCAAAGCCCUUCAAGAGCAGCUGACCCAGGAGAAGAAACUGCUUGAGGAGAUUGAGAAGAACAAGGACAAGGUGGAUGACUGCCAGAAAUAUGCUAAAGCAUACAUUGAUGCCAUAAAGGAUUAUGAGCUCCAGCUGGUGACUUAUAAAGCUCAUGUGGAGCCCAUAGCUUCCCCUCUGAAGAAGACCAAAAUGGAGUCUGCAUCUGAUGACAUCAUUCAAGAGUAUGUGACUCUGAGAACACGCUACAGUGAGCUGAUGACUCUUUCGACCCAGUAUAUUAAAUUCAUCAUUGAGACACAGCGCCGCCUAGAGGAUGAGGUGAAAGCUGCCGAAAAACUUAAGGAAGAAGAUAGAAAAAAGCUGGCCGAGAUGCAGGCCGAGCUAGAAAAGCAAAGGCAGUUAGCUGAAUCUCACUCAAAGGCUAUUGCUAAAGCAGAACAAGAGGCGAAUGAGCUGAAGACGAAGAUGAAAGAUGAAGUCAGCAAACGACAGGACGUUGCGGUCGAUGCUGAGAAACAGAAGCACAAUAUCCAACGAGAGCUCCAGGAGCUCAAAAGCCUUUCUGAGCAGGAAAUCAAGUCUAAGACUCAACAGGUAGAGGAAGCCCUCCACAGCCGGACCAGAAUUGAAGAAGAAAUCCAUAUAAUCCGACUCCAGCUAGAGACGACGAUGAAACAAAAAAACACUGCUCAAACAGAGCUUCAACAGCUCAGGGAAAAAGCUGCAGAUGCCGAAAAACUUCGAAAGGCAGCACAGGAUGAGGCAGAGAAGCUUCGGAAGCAAGUUGCCGAAGAGACUCAGAAGAAACGCCAGGCAGAAGAGGAGCUUAAACUGAAAUCAGAGGCAGAAAAGGAGGCUGCCAAAGAGAAGAAGAGGGCCCUUGAGGAUCUUAAGAAGUUCAAGCUUCAAGCUGAGGAAGCUGAGAGGCACAUGAAGCAAGCAGAGCUGGAAAAGCAAAGACAGAUUCAAGUGGUAGAGGAAGUGGCAAAGAAGACUGCAGCCACUCAGCUUGAGAGUAAACAAAUAUCAUUGACAGCAAAACUGGAAGAAUCACUCAAACAUGAGCAGGUGAUGGUCAUUCAACUGCAGGAGGAGGCAGAACAUCUCAAAAAGCAGCAAGCUGAAGCAGAUAAGGCAAGAGAGCAGGCAGAGAAGGAGCUAGAAACAUGGAGACAGAAGGCUAAUGAAGCUCUCCGGCUCCGGCUCCAGGCUGAAGAAGAGGCCAAUAAGAAAACUACAGCUCAGGAGGAAGCGGAGAAACAGAAGGAGGAAGCCAAACGGGAGGCAAAGAAGAGAGGAAAAGCUGAGGAGGCUGCCCUUAAACAGAAAGAGAUUGCCGAAAAGGAACUGGAGAACCAAAUGAAGAUGGCUGAAGAAACGGCUAAACAGAAGCUUGCAGCAGAGCAAGAGCUUAUUAGGUUAAGAGCAGAUUUUGAGCAUGCUGAACAACAGAGAACUGUCUUGGAUGAUGAGCUCCAGCGUCUCAAAAAUGAUGUCAAUGCCGCUGUUAAACAGAAGAAGGAGCUUGAGGAGGAACUGGUCAAAGUUAGGAAGGAGAUGGAAGUUCUACUACAGGUAAAAUCCAAAGCUGAGAAAGAGUCUUUGUCAAACACUGAAAAGAGCAAACAUCUACUUGAAUCUGAGGCUGCCAAGAUGAGGGAACUGGCUGAGGAGGCAACUAAACUGAGGUCAGUUGCAGAAGAAGCAAAGAAACAGAGGCAAAUUGCAGAAGAAGAAGCUGCCCGUCAGAGAGCAGAGGCUGAGAAGAUCCUCAAAGAAAAGUUAGCUGCUAUCAACGAGGCAACCCGUCUAAAAACUGAGGCUGAGAUCGCUUUGAAAGAGAAGGAGGCUGAAAAUGACCGCUUAAAGAGAAAAGCCGAAGACGAGGCCUACCAGAGGAAAGUUCUUGAAGAUCAAGCGGCUCAGCACAAGCAAGCAAUUGCAGAAAAGAUCGAUCAGCUCAAGAAGUCUUCAGACACUGAGCUCGACAGGCAAAAGAAAAUCGUAGAAGAAACCUUGAAGCAGAGGAAAGUGGUGGAGGAGGAGAUCCACAUUCUCAAACUCAAUUUCGAAAAGGCUUCAACUGGCAAACAGGACCUUGAACUUGAGCUUAACAAACUGAAGGGCAUCUCAGAGGAGACACAGAAGAGCAAAGCGAAGGCUGAGGAAGAAGCAGAGAAAUUCCGAAAACUUGCUUUGGAAGAGGAGAAAAAAAGGAAAGAGGCAGAGGCCAAGGUGAAAAAAAUCCAAGCUGCAGAAGAAGAGGCAGCGAGACAGCACAAAGCUGCUCAAGAGGAGGUUGAGCGUCUAAUAAAGAGAGCAGAAGAUGCCAAAAAGCAGAAAGAGAUUGCAGAGAAAGAAGCCGAGAGACAGAUCAUUUUAGUCAAAGAGGCUGCACAGAAGUGCUCUGCUGCUGAACAGAAAGCCCAAAAUGUUCUUCUCCAGCAAAAUAAAGACAGCAUGGCGCAGGAUAAUCUCAAGGAAGAGUUUGAAAAAGCAAAGAAACUGGCACAAGAUGCAGAAAAGGCUAAAGACAAGGUUGAGAAAGAGGCUGCCUUGUUGCAGAAGAAAGCAGAGGAAGCUGAACGUCAAAAGCAGGCAGCUGAGGCUGAAGCUGCCAAACAGGCCAAAGCCCAGGAAGAUGCUGAAAAACUGAGGAAGGAAGCUGAAAAGGAAGCUUCCCGGCGGGCUGAGGCAGAGGCUGCUGCUUUAAAACAAAAACAAGAGGCUGAUGCUGAAAUGGCCAAGUACAAAAAGCUUGCAGAAAAGACCCUGAAGCAGAAGUCUUCGGUUGAGGAGGAGUUAGUGAAGGUUAAAUUGCAACUUGAUGAGACAGACAAACAGAAAUCUAUCCUUGAUGAUGAACUUAAGCGACUCAAACAAGAGGUCAGUGAUGCUAUGAAGCAGAAGGCUCAAGUAGAGGAUGAGCUCUCUAAAGUUAAGAUUCAGAUGGAGGACUUACUAAAACUGAAACUUAAAAUUGAAAAGGAAAACCAAAAGCUUAUGAAGAAAGAUAAAGACAACACAAAGAAACUCCUUGAGGAAGAAGCUGAGAAUAUGAAAAAACUGGCAGAGGAGGCAGCACGGCUUAACAUUGAGGCUCAAGAAGCUGCAAGAUUACGACAAAUUGCCGAGUCAGAUCUUGCCAAACAGAGGGAACUGGCUGAUAAGAUGCUGGAAGAGAAAAAGCAGGCCAUUCUUGAGGCGACAAAACUGAAGGCUGAAGCCGAAAAGCUCCAGAAACAAAAAGAUCAGGCACAGGUAGAGGCUCAAAAGCUGUUAGAGGCCAAAAAGGAGAUGCAGCAGCGUCUGGAGCAGGAGACUGUAGGUUUCCAGAAAUCUUUGGAGGCUGAACGCAAGCGGCAAUUAGAGAUUACCGCAGAGGCUGAGAAACUGAAGAUCAAGGUGAUGCAGCUAAGUGAUGCUCAGUCAAAAGCAGAGGAGGAAGCCAAAAAAUUCAAGAAACAAGCUGAUGAAAUCAAAACCCGUCUGCUAGACACUGAAAAACAGACUUCCGAAAAAUACACUGUUGUUGAGAAACUGGAAGUACAGAGACUGCAGAGCAAAAAAGAGGCUGAUGAUCUGCAUAAAGCAAUUGCAGAGCUUGAGAAAGAAAAGGAGAAAUUGAAAAAAGAGGCUGCUGACUUACAAAAACAAUCAAAAGAGAUGGCCAAUGUACAACAAGAACAGUUACAGCAGGAAAAGACUAUCCUCCAGCAGACUUUCUUUGCAGAAAAAGAGACACUGCUGAAAAAGGAAAAAGCCAUUGAAGCAGAGAAAAAGAAGCUGGAGAAGCAAUUUGAAGAUGAAGUAAAGAAGGCUGAAGCACUUAAAGAUGAACAGGAGCAUCAGAAAAGGCAAUUGGAGGAGGAGAGGAAGAAACUUCAGUCUGCCAUGGAUGCUGCCAUCAAAAAGCAAAAGGAUGCUGAGGAAGAGAUGAAUGCCAAGCAAAAAGAAAUGAAAGAGCUUGAAAAGAAAAGAAUUGAACAAGAGAAGCUUCUGGCAGAGGAAAACAAGAACUUGCGAGAAAAACUCCAGCUGCUUCAGAGUUCACAAAAGCCAUCCCACACCAAGGAGAUUGAAAUUCAAACUGACAAAGUCCCUGAAAAAGAGUUAGUUCAAAUGAAAAUGGUAGAAACAACAACGAAGGUCCUAAAUGGCUCUACAGAAGUGGAUGGUGUGAAAAAAGAUGUACCCUUGGCUUUUGAUGGAAUCAGAGAGAAGGUGCCUGCAAACAGACUUCAUGAGAUUGGUGUGCUCAGCAAAAAAGAAUUUGACAAGCUUAAGAAAGGCAAAACAACUGUGGAAGAGCUUUCUAAGAAUGACAAGGUCAAGAUGUGCCUAAAAGGUAAAGAUUGCAUCGGUGGUGUAAUAGUUGAUUCCAACCAGAAAAUGAGCAUCUAUCAAGCUUUGAAGGACAAGAAGAUUACACAAAGCACAGCUAUGAUGCUUCUUGAAGCCCAAGCUUCAUCUGGUUACAUAAUUGACCCCAUUAAGAACAGAAGACUCUCUGUAAGCGAAGCUGUGAAGGAUACGUUGAUUGGACCUGAGUUGCACACCAAGUUGUUAUCGGCCGAAAGGGCCGCCACAGGAUUCAAAGAUCCGUUCACUGGAGAUACAAUCUCACUGUUUGAAGCAAUGAAAAAAGGUUUGAUUGCAGAGGACCAGGCCACAAAACUUCUUGAUUGUCAAUAUGCAACUGGUGGGAUAGUUGAUCCUGUCAAUAGCCACCGUGUAACAGUCCAAAUGGCAUGCACGCAAGGUCAACUUGAUGAUGAUCUAAGCAAAAUUCUGUCCAGCCGUCCUGCUGACAAAAAAACAUUCAUUGAUCCCAACACUCAGGAUUGCCUCACUUAUUGUGAGUUACUGGAGCGAUGCAAACCAGAUCCUGAGACAGGCAUUCCAUUACUGCCAAUCACAGAACAUGCAGCCCAAAUUGAAAGAACUUAUACUGAUGAGGAAACUAAAGAUGUAUUUAGUAAGGCAAACCUAACAGUUCUAUUUGGAAGAUUCAAAGGAAAGACUGUCACCAUCUGGGAGGUCAUAAACUCAGAGUACUUCACUGAAGACCAGAGAAAGGAUCUUAUCCGUCAAUACAAGACAGGCAAAAUUACAGUUGAAAAAAUUAUUAGAAUUGUAAUAACUGUUGUAGAGGACAAGGAAAGCAAGAAGGAACCUGCAUUUGAUGGUUUGAGAUCAUCAGUGCCAGCUUCUGAACUUCUGGAAGCAAAGGUUAUUAAUAAAGAUUUGUUCAACAAAUUGCACAAUGGAAAAGCCACUCUUAAAGAGGUCUCUGAGCUUGAACCUGUCAAGAAAGCCCUAAAGGGGGCACACUGUAUUGCUGGAGUGCAGAUUGAGUCAACUUCUGAAAAGAUGUCUUUCUACGAAGCCAUGAAGAAGGGCUUGCUCGGAACAGAGCCUGCGCUAAACCUUCUGGAGGCCCAGGCUGGAACAGGCUUCAUAAUUGAUCCAGUGAAAAAUCAAAAGCUCACUGUUGAUGAAGCAGUCAAAAGUGGUGUUGUUGGCCCAGAGCUGCAUGAGAAAUUGUUGUCUGCAGAACGAGCUGUUUGUGGUUACAAAGAUCCAUAUACUGGAAAAACUGUAUCCCUGUUUGAAGCAAUGCAAAAAGAUCUCAUUAAGAAAGACCAAGGUGUCCGUCUGUUGGAAGCUCAACUUGCAACUGGAGGAAUUAUUGAUCCUGAGAAAAGUUACCGCAUCACUCCAGAUAUUGCAUAUAAACGUGGAUACCUAAAUGAGAAGAUGAAUGAAGACUUAAGCAGCCCAUCAGUCUCCAAUACAGUAUUCAUUGACCCAAACACACAAGAAAAUGUCACUUAUGCUGAACUGCUGAAAAGAUGCAUCACUGAUAAGCAGACUGGUUUUCCAUUGCUCCCACUAUCUGAAAAGGCAGUCAAGUCAAAAGAAAUAGAACCAGUUUCUGAUGCGCAAACUAAAGAGACCUUGAGCCAUGCUACAGUUGAGCUGCACAGUGGAGUUUUUAAAGGAAGAAUAGUCACCAUUUGGGAGAUUAUCAACUCUGAAUAUUUCACAGAGGAACAAAGGAUUGAAUUUAUCCGGCAAUAUAGAUCAGGAAUAAUCACAAUUGAAAAACUGAUCAAGAUUGUGAUCACUACAGUGGAUGAAAAAGAAAUGAAGAGACAGGGCGACUUUGAUGGUUUUAGAGGACCUGUAACGGCCAGUUCCUUGCUUGAAUCUAAAAUCAUUGACAAAGACACCUAUGACAAAAUCCAACAAGGAAAAAAGAAACCUGCAGAAGUUAGUGACUCCAUCAAACGCUACUUGCAAGGUUCUGAUUGCAUUACUGGGGUAUUUUUGGAAAAAACAAAGGAAAAACUCAGCAUUUACCAAGCAAUGAAGCAGAAACUACUGACAUCAAACACAGGUGCUUCCCUGCUGGAAGCUCAGGCAGCUACUGGCUACAUAGUUGAUCCUAUCAGGAAUGAGAAGUUUACAGUGGAUGAUGCUGUUAAGACUGGCAUUGUUGGUCCAGAGCUUCAUGAAAAACUACUUUCAGCAGAGAAAGCUGUUACUGGUUACAAAGAUCCAUACACUGGUAAUAAGAUCUCUCUUUUUCAAGCAAUGCAAAAACAGCUUGUUCUAAGAGAACAUGCUAUACCUCUUCUAGAUGCUCAGGAGGCCACUGGAGGUAUAAUUGAUCCAGUAAAUAGCCAUCGACUUCCUAGUGAUAUAGCCAUUCAGCGUGGCUACUUCAGCAAGCAAUUAGCCAAAUCUUUUAAAGACCCCACAGAUGAUAUCAAAGGUUUCACUGACCCAAACAAAGAUGAGAAUAUCACAUACAAACAACUGAAAGAGAGAUGUAUGUCCGAUCCAGAAUUUGGAAUUGCCCUGUUACCACUUUCUAAAGCACAGACUCCAGAGCAAGCUGAAAAAUCUUAUGUUUUCACUGAGGAACAAGCACAGACAGACUUAGCUAAUACCCAAAUAGACAUACCACAUGAAAGUUUUGCUGGAAAACAGGUGAACUUAUGGGAAGUCAUGAAAUCAGAUUUGCUUCCAGAAGAGGAAAAACAAAGGCUCCUUGAACAGUAUCGCUCAGGCAAAAUCACAAAAGAGAGAAUGAUCAUUAUUAUAAUUGAAAUCAUUGAACAAAAAGAGAUCAUCAAGACUGAGCAGAGUAUGUCGUGUGAUGUAAUCAGACGCCGGGUUACUAUUGAUGAACUUUACAGAGCUCGUAUUAUAGACCUUGAAACUUACAAUCUGCUCAAACAAGGCAAGAAAACAAUCCGGGAAGUUAUGGAGAUGGCAAGUGUGAAACACUAUCUCUUUGGAACAGGCAGCAUUGCUGGAGUACUCUCAGAUAACUAUGCUAAGGUUAGCAUCUACCAAGCCAUGAAGAGAGGUCUCAUUAAACCUGGCAUUGGCAUUGAUCUGUUGGAGGCACAAGCAGCGACAGGAUUCAUCACUGACCCUGUGAAAGAUGAAUUGUUGACAGUUGAUGAGGCCGUCCGGAAGGGUCUUGUUGGCCCAGAGAUCCAUGACAAACUCUUGUCUGCCGAGAGAGCAGUCACAGGUUAUAAGGAUCCCUACAGCGGUAAGGUUAUUUCUCUAUUCCAAGCCAUGAAAAAGGACCUUGUUCCUGAGGAUUAUGCCAUGAAGCUUUUGGAGGCCCAGGUAGCAACAGGAGGCCUCAUGGAUCCAGAGUACUACUUCCACCUCCCAAUUGAUGUCGCCAUGCAACGUGGUUACAUGAACAAAGAAACCAGUGAGAGGAUAUCUGAUCCAAGUGGAGAUGUCAAACAGUUUAUAGAUCCAACAACAGAUGAAAAGCUGUCUUAUGCCCUACUUCUCAAAAGAUGCAAGAUUGAUAAAGAGAGUGGCUUACGAUUAUUGUCUCUGGCAGACAAGAGACUUCUAUUUAAGGGCCUUAGAAAACAAAUCACUCCAGAGGAGUUGUUGCGCUCUCAAAUUAUUGAUCAGAAAACCUACACAGCACUCAUGGAGGGUACCAUUUCUGUUGAGGACCUCAGUAAAGACCUAAAGAAAUAUCUUGAAGGCAUCAGCUCUAUUGCAGGUGUGUUUGUAGAGGCUACAAAAGAUCGACUUUCAGUCUACCAAGCCAUGAAGAAGAACAUGAUCAGACCAGGCACUGCCUUUGAACUUCUGGAGGCCCAAGCAGCUACUGGGUAUGUGAUUGAUCCAAUCAAAAAUCUCAAAAUGAAUGUCCACGAAGCUGUGAAAAUGGGAGUCGUAGGACCAGAAUUUAAAGACAAGCUUCUCUCUGCUGAACGAGCUGUGACUGGCUACAAAGAUCCAUACUCUGGCAAGGUGAUCUCCCUGUUCCAGGCUAUGAAGAAAGGUCUUAUUCUGAAAGACCAUGGUGUUCGUCUGCUCGAGGCUCAAAUAGCCACCGGUGGAAUCAUUGAUCCUGAAGAGAGUCAUCGACUUCCUGUUGAAAUGGCCUACAAGCGGGGUCUAUUUGAUGAGGAGAUGAAUGGUAUUCUCACUGAUCCCUCUGAUGACACUAAGGGGUUCUUUGAUCCAAACACAGAGGAGAAUUUAACUUACCUCCAGCUGAUGGAGCGCUGUAUAACAGACCCUGAAACUGGACUUUCUCUAUUACUGAUGAAAGAAAAGAAACGGGAAAGAAAGACGUCCUCUAAGUCCUCAGUCCGCAAACGUAGAGUUGUUAUCGUAGAUCCAGAAACAGGAAAAGAGAUGUCUGUGUAUGAGGCAUACCGCAAAGGACUCAUUGACCAUCAAACAUAUAUUGAACUUGCAGAGCAAGAGUGUGAAUGGGAAGAAAUUACCACCUCAUCAUCAGAUGGUGUUGUCAAGUCUAUGAUCAUUGACAGAAGGUCUGGACGGCAGUAUGACAUUGAUGAUGCAAUCUCCAAGGGCCUCAUAGACCAGUCUGCUUUGGACCAGUACCGUGCUGGUACCCUUUCUAUCACUGAAUUUGCUGACAUGCUCUCUGGCAAUAUGAGUGGCUUCAGAUCGCGUUCAUCUUCCUUUGGGUCCAACUCAUCCUAUCCCAUGAGUCCAAUUCCCUCCAUAAAGACACCAGCUACAACCUGGACUGAUCCAUCUGAGGAAACUGGACCAGUGGCUGGAAUCUUAGAUACAGAUACUUUGGAAAAGGUGUCAGUUACGGAGGCUAUGCAUCGGAAUCUAGUUGACAACAUCACUGGUCAAAGACUACUAGAAGCACAAGCAUGCACAGGGGGAAUUAUUGACCCAAACACUGGAGAGAAAUUCUCUGUUGCUGAUGCUAUGAACAAAGGGCUGGUGGACAAGAUCAUGGUUGAUCGUAUCAACCUAGCACAGAAAGCUUUUCAGGGAUUUGAAGAUCCAAGAACCAAAACCAAAAUGUCUGCCUCUCAAGCCUUAAAGAAGGGUUGGCUCUACUACGAAGCUGGCCAACGUUUCCUUGAAGUCCAGUACCUAACAGGUGGUUUGAUUGAACCAGAUGUUACAGGAAGAGUACCACUGGAUGAUGCUGUUAAGAAGGGCAAUCUAGAUGCACGCACUGCACAGAAACUAAGAGAUGUCAGUGGAUAUUCCAAAUACCUCACCUGCCCCAAAACAAAACUCAAGAUCUCAUACAAGGACGCCAUGGACAGAAGUAUGAUAGAGGAAGGAUCUGGCCUGAGGUUGCUAGAAGCGUCCUCCCAGUCCAGUAAAGGUCUUUACAGCCCAUACAGCAUCAGUGGCUCUGGAUCAACUUCAGGGUCUAGGUCUGGAUCCAGAACUGGUUCAAGAUCAGGCUCUAGAAGGGGAAGUUUUGAUGCUACAGGCUCAGGUUUGUCCAUGGGUUUUUCUUCAUCCUACAGCCCCACUAGCUAUGGCCGCCGUUAUGAUUCAGGGGCACAUGGUGGACUGCAGAUGGAUGAGCUAAAGCAAGCCCUUACAGCUUUAGCAUCAGGCAGGAACUGUUGCUAUGAUGAAAAGAGAAUAUUCACAUCAUCACAAACUCAAUCCUCUUUAGUUGGUCAUACAAAGACAAAACACCAUCAGGAAGCUGGUGCAAGAAAAUAUCCACACAAAAAAAUGCCAGCUCAGGAAAAUUGCAAUUCUCAGGGGCCAGUAGCUGGGGUGUUUCUUGAACAUUCAAAUGAAACCAUUACAAUAUACCAAGCCUACAAGAAACGCUUGUUGACUCCAGGAACAUGUCUGGCACUGUUAGAAGCCCAAGCUGCAACAGGAGGAAUCAUCGACCCAGUCAAAAACAGGAUAUGCACUGUAGAAGAUGCGGUAAAGGAAGGCAUUGUGGGACGUGAAAUGAAAGAGAAACUUCAAUUCGCUGAGAGGGCCAUCAUGGGCUACACAGAUCCUUACACCAACCAACAAAUCUCACUCUUCCAGGCCAUGCAGAAAGAUGUGAUUCCAAAAGAGUAUGGCAUUAGACUACUUGAGGCACAGAUCUCUGGCAAAGGGAUCUAUGACCCUAUUGAAAAAUGCUACCUAACAGAAGAACAAGCCAAUGGACGAGGUCACUAUGACAAAGAUCUUUUCAGAGACCAGAUGGAUGAUCUAAAAAUAUUCUAUGACCCAAACUCUCAGGAAAACCUCACCUAUCCAUCGCUGAUAAAGAAAUGCACAGUAGCCCCAGACACAGGUUUACUGCUUUUCCCGAUGUACAUCACAUUUAAAGGCCUCCGCAGAGGUGUAACCUCUGCUGAGCUUCUGUCAUCAAAAAUAAUUGACCAACAGACAUUUGAAAAUCUACAUGAUGGUAAAACCACCACCCAGGACGUGAUGUUAAUGGAAACGGUUAAAGAAUAUCUAGAAGGUCAAAAGAGCAUUGGGGGAGUAGCUGUGCUCUCCACAAAUAAGAAAAUGAGCAUCUAUCAGGCAAUGAGACAAGGAAUAAUCAUGCCUGGUUCUGCUUUGAUUCUGCUAGAAGCACAGGCUGCAACUGGAUUCAUGAUUGACCCUGUUGAAAACAAGACAUUCACUGUAGAUGCAGCCAUUAAACAAAAACUUGUAGGACCAGAAUACCAUGCAAAAUUGCUUGCAGCAGAACGUGCAGUUACUGGUUACAAGGACCCAUACACUGGUGAAACCAUUUCUCUUUUUCAAGCUCUGAAGAAGGAACUGAUUGUGAAGGAGCAUGGAAUCCGCUUGCUUGAAGCACAAAUUGCAACUGGUGGAAUUAUUGACCCCAUAUACAGUCAUAGAGUUCCUGUGGAUGUAGCAUACAAGCGUGGCUUCUUUGAUGAGGAAAUGAAUGCCAUCCUUAAGGAUCCUGAAGAUGACACUAAAGGAUUCUUUGACCCAAACACAAAGGAUAAUCUGACAUAUCUACAACUGCUGGAUCAUUGUGUCAUUGACUCUUCUACAGGACUUACAUUGUUGCCCAUUCAGGAUACAUCUGGUAGUCUGAAUCACACAUUCAUUGGCUAUGACAUCAAAAAAGUAUUCAAGGGUGUCAUGGUGAAAGUGACACAUGGUAAAUACAUUGGAAUGACUGUUUCACUCUGGGAAUUACUUAUGUCUGAAUACUUCACUGAACAGCAAAGGCUAGACUUUAUCCAGCAAUACAGAAACAGAACAGUCACGGUUGAAUUUAUCGUCACUAAAGUCCUGGAGAUCAUUGAACAUUCAGUGAAAACAGCUAAAGUAGUUUUUGAAGGUAUAAGGGAAAAAGUAAGUGCAAACCAGCUCUUUGAGGCUGAUAUCAUCACAGAGCAUGAUCUAGAAGAUCUCAGAGAAGGAAAAAAGACUGUCAAAGAUGUUACGGAGAAUGUAUCUGUGCAUACAUAUCUACAAGGCAAACCAAGCAUUGCUGGUGUGCUGCUUCCUGACUCACAAGUGAUGUCAAUCUACCAAGCCAGACAAAAAGGGAUUCUGAGGCCAGGAACAUCACUUGUUCUUCUUGAAGCCCAGGCUGCAACAGGAUACAUAAUUGACCCAAUUGCUAAUCUAAAGUUCUCUGUAGAUGAUGCAGUGAAGGCACGGGUGGUAGGGGCUGAUCUUCAUGCAAAACUAUCCUCAGCAGAGAAGGCAGUGACAGGUUACCAUGAUCCAUACACUGGCAAGAAAAUCUCAUUGUUCCAAGCAAUGCAAAAAGAUUUAAUUGUGAAAGAUCAUGGUAUACGUCUACUAGAGGCCCAGAUUGCCACAGGGGGCAUUAUUGAUCCUGUAAAUAGCCAUCGCAUUCCAGUUCAUAUUGCUUAUAAACGAGGAUUCUUUGAUAGUGAAAUGAAUCAGACCCUUUGUGAUCCAACUGAUGACACAAAAGGAUUCUUUGACCCAAACACUCAUGAAAACCUUACCUAUAUGCAGCUUAUGUCCAGAUGUGUCACUGACCAAAGCACGGGCCUUUGCCUUUUGAUAAUCAAAGGGAACGACAAGAGAGUCAAGAUAGGGGACAGCACCAAAGAGGCCUUCCACACCACGCAUGUCUCUGUGCGAUACGGCAGAUUCAGCAGCAAGAAAGUGACACUCUGGGAUCUCAUCAACUCAGAAUAUUUGUCUGAGGAGAAAAGACAGGAGCUGUUAAAAUGUUACAAGUCAAAAGCAAUCACAAUUGAAGAAAUCAUCACAAUAGUUUUAGAGAUCAUUGAGCGCAAAGAAGUACAAAGAAAUGCUGACCUCAGUGUAGAUGGUCUCAGGGGAAAAGUUUCGAUUUUGGAGCUGCUGAAUUUGGGAAUAAUAGAUGACAAUAAAUACAAAAAUGUUAUUGAGGGGAAGCUGACAAUCAAAGAUCUCAUUGAGACGGGCACUUUGAGGAACUUCCUCAGCGGAACAAGCUGUAUCGCAGGUGUAAUAUUACAAAAGUCUAAUCAGAAAAUGAGCAUCUACAACGCCAGAAAAGAAGGCCAUCUUACCCCUGGCACUGCAUUGUGUCUUCUUGAAGCACAGGCUGCCACUGGGUUUAUUAUUGAUCCAAUACAAAACAAGAAACUCACCGUUGAUGAGGCACUGAAGCAGAAAAUCAUAGUUCCAGAGUUGUAUGAAAAACUCCUGGCUGCUGAGAAAGCAGUGACUGGUUACAAAGACCCAUACACAGGCAAGACAAUAUCACUUUUCGAAGCAAUCAAGAAAGAACUUAUUGUAAAGCAGCAUGGCAUUCGUCUGCUUGAAGCCCAGAUUGCUACAGGUGGCAUCAUUGAUCCCUUAACAUGUUUACAUUUGCCACUUGAUGUUGCUUUCCGGAAGGGUUAUUUUGAUUCUGACUUAAACCAGAUACUUGCUGAUCAAACCGAUGACACUAAAGGAUUUUUUGAUCCCACCACACAAGAAAAUCUGACUUACAUGGAGAUGAUCGCACGAUGCAUAAAGGAUCCCCAUACUGGUCUUUUACUUCUUCCAGUUGCCGAAAAAGGGAAAACACAAGAGAAAUCACAAAAAAUCAUCUCCGACGUUGAGAUUAAGGAAGAAUUUGAGAAAAACAAAGUUGUCAUUCGUGUUGGCCGUUUCUCUGGAAAAUCACUGUCUCUUUGGGAGAUAAUUCAUUCUGUAUACUUCACAGAUGAACAGAGGCAGCAGUACUUUGAACAAUUUUGUUUGGGCAAGAUAAAUAUCAAGGAUGUUGAAACCGUGGUUACCACAACUAUUGAAACACUAGAACAGAAAGAAGCAGCUCCUCAAACAACAAUGGGCCUGAGAAAACCCGUUUCUGUGCAACAGCUGCAUGAGUCUGGAAUCAUUGACACCAGUACUUACAAAGCACUGCAACUUGGUAAGGAGACCCUUGGAAAUGUGGUUAAACUUGAAUCUGUUCAAAGGUAUUUGAAGGGCACUGGAAGUAUUGCUGGAGUGAAGCUUCAUCCAUCAGGAAAAGUGUUAAGCUUAAACAUGGCAAAAACUGAAGGCUUACUCACUUCCAAUGCAGCACUGUUGCUGCUUGAGGCUCAGGCAGCAACUGGAUAUGUUAUCGAUCCAAUCAAAAACACACAUCACUCAGUCAUGGAGGCUGUCAGAGGUCAACUUAUUGGACCAGAGAUAUUGGAGCACUUGCUAUUGGCUGAACGUGCUGUCACUGGCUUCACAGACCCAUACACAGAUGAGCAGAUCUGCUUAUUUGAAGCUAUGAAUAAAGGUCUCAUCCCUCGGAAACAUGGACUGAACCUCUUAGAUGCACAGCUUGCCACAGGGGGAAUUAUUGAUCCAACGGGAAGCUAUCGGUUGCCUGUUCAAAAAGCAAUUAUGAAAGGAUGCUUGAAUAAGGAGACCAGUGAUCUUCUGGCAAAUCUUAGUAAAAGUGAAAAAGGGUUUUCAGACCCCCAAACAAAAGAACCUCUUACCUACCAUCAGCUCAUGACGAAAUGUGAAAAGAAUUCAACAACCGGCAUGCUGCUUCUCCCAAUAACUGAAAAGAGUGCUGAAAGCUCAACCUUCAAUGACAAACAAAUAAUAAAUGUCCUCAAAGAAAAAUCAGUGAUCAUCAAUGCUGGAAAGUUUGCAGACAAACGUGUAUCACUUUGGGAUGUACUACACUCAGAGUAUAUAUCUGCAGAGAAGAGAAACGAAUUACUUGAACAAUACAAACAAAAGACACUAUCAAUAGAGGAGAUAACAGAAAUGGUGACAGUAAUGACUAUUGAGGUAAGCACAAAAAGGCAUUCCUUUAAAGGUCUGAGAAAACAAGUGUCAGCAAGUGAACUAUUUGAAGCAAAAAUCAUCUCAAAACAAAUGUUUACUAAGCUUAUCAAUGAAGAAGUAGAUGAUGAAGAUAUAAACAAUAUGGAAUCUAUUCAAAAAUACCUUGGCGCAACAAACUGUAUUGCUGGUGUAUAUGUCCAGUCAACCAAACAGACCAUGAGCAUUUUUGAAGCAAGAAAUAAGGGACUUCUGACACCUGGAACGACUCUGGUUUUACUUGAGGCCCAGGCUGCCACUGGUUUUAUGAUUGACCCAGAGAAGAACAAAAAGCUUUCAGUAGAGCAGGCGGUGGCAGAAGGGAUUGUGGGGAUGGAAUGGAAAAGCAAACUGAUGUCUGCAGAACGGGCAGUAACUGGGUACACAGAUCCCUACACAGGCAAAACAAUAUCCUUGUUCCAGGCCUUAAAAAAAGAUCUGAUUGUCAAGGACCAUGGUAUUCGUCUGCUAGAAGCUCAGAUUGCUACGGGGGGCAUCAUUGAUCCUGUACACAGCCAUCGUGUCCCUGUGGAGGUGGCUUACCAAAGAGGGUACUUUGAUGAGGAGAUGAACAAGAUCCUCUCUGAUCCAGAUGAUGACACCAAGGGUUUCUUUGAUCCCAAUACACAGGAGAACCUCACAUACUUGCAACUUGUGGAGAGGUGUGUUAAAGACCCCAACACUGGCCUGAGCCUCCUUGUGAUUGUGAAAAAGGGAGAGUACUACUUCUUCAUUGAUGAACAUACAAAGAAUAUCCUCAAGUCUGCAACCACAAAGAAAGCAGGAGGUAAAUUCCAAGGACAGCUGGUGACACUUUGGGAUCUGCUGUAUUCAAAUUACAUAUCUGAGGAAAAGAGGAGAGAAUUGGUGCAGCAGUUUAAGUCAGGUACAAUAACUAUUGAACAAUUCUUAGAAAUAGUUUUGACCUUAGUAUCACAGAAAUCAGGAACAAGCACCCACACAAUUACUACCACCACCACAGCAACAACAACAGAGACAACCCAAAAGAACAACUUCCAAGGUAUCAGAAAGGAUGUGAGUGCUGAUGAGCUGCUGCUAUCCAAAGUCAUUGAUGAGAAAAUGUACAAAGACCUAACUACUGGGAAAGUCACAGUUGAUCAUGUAAGUGAAAUAGACUCUGUGCGAAAAUACCUGAAAGGGACGAACUGCAUUGCUGGUGUAUUUGUGCAGUCUACCAAACAGACCGUGAGCAUAAGCGAAGCCAAAACUAAGGGACUUCUAACACCAGGAACGUCUUUGGUUUUACUUGAGGCACAGGCUGCCACUGGCUUUAUGAUUGACCCAGUGAAGAACAAAAAACUGUCAGUAGAGCAGGCGGUGGCAGAAGGGAUUGUGGGGAUGGAAUGGAAAAGCAAACUGAUGUCUGCAGAGCGGGCAGUGACUGGGUACACCGAUCCCUACACAGGCAAAACAAUCUCUUUGUUCCAGGCCUUAAAAAAAGAUCUGAUUGUCAAGGACCAUGGUAUUCGUCUGCUAGAAGCUCAGAUUGCUACGGGGGGCAUCAUUGAUCCUGUGCACAGCCAUCGUGUCCCUGUGGAGGUGGCUUACCAAAGAGGUUACUUUGAUGAGGAGAUGAACAAGAUCCUCUCUGAUCCAGAUGAUGACACCAAGGGUUUCUUUGAUCCCAACACACAGGAGAACCUCACAUACUUGCAACUUGUGGAGAGGUGUGUUAAAGACCCUAACACUGGCCUGAGCCUCCUUGUGAUUGUGAAAAAGGGAGAGUACUACUUCUUCAUUGAUGAACAUACAAAGAAUAUCCUCAAGUCUGCAACCACAAAGAAAGCAGGAGGUAAAUUCCAAGGACAGCUGGUGACACUUUGGGAUCUGCUGUAUUCAAAUUACAUAUCUGAGGAAAAGAGGAGAGAACUGGUGCAGCAGUUUAAGUCAGGUACAAUAACUAUUGAACAAUUCUUAGAAAUAGUUCUGACCUUAGUAUCACAGAAAUCAGGAACAAGCACCCAGACAAUUACUACCACCACCACAGCAACAACAGAAACAACCCAACAGCACAACUUCCAAGGUAUCAGAAAGGAUGUGAGUGCUAAUGAGCUGCUGCUAUCCAAAGUCAUUGAUGAGAAAAUGUACAAAGACCUAACUACUGGAAAAGUCACAGUUGAUCAUGUAAGUGAAAUAGACUCUGUGCGAAAAUACCUGAAAGGGACGAACUGCAUUGCUGGUGUAUUUGUGCAGUCUACCAAACAGACCGUGAGCAUAAGCGAAGCCAAAAAUAAGGGACUUCUAACACCAGGAACGUCUUUGGUUUUACUUGAGGCCCAGGCUGCCACUGGCUUUAUGAUUGACCCAGUAAAGAACAAAAAACUGUCAGUAGAGCAGGCGGUGGCAGAAGGGAUUGUGGGGAUGGAAUGGAAAAGCAAACUGAUGUCUGCAGAGCGGGCAGUGACUGGGUACACCGAUCCCUACACAGGCAAAACAAUCUCUUUGUUCCAGGCCUUAAAAAAAGAUCUGAUUGUCAAGGACCAUGGUAUUCGUCUGCUAGAAGCUCAGAUUGCUACGGGGGGCAUCAUUGAUCCUGUGCACAGCCAUCGUGUCCCUGUGGAGGUGGCUUACCAAAGAGGGUACUUUGAUGAGGAGAUGAACAAGAUCCUCUCUGAUCCAGAUGAUGACACCAAGGGUUUCUUUGAUCCCAACACACAGGAGAACCUCACAUACUUGCAACUUGUGGAGAGGUGUGUUAAAGACCCCCAGACUGGCCUGAGCCUCCUUGUAAUUGUGAAAAAGGGCGAGUACUACUUCUUCAUUGAUGAACAUACAAAGAAUAUCCUCAAGUCUACAACCACAAAGAAAGCAGGAGGUAAAUUCCAAGGACAGCUUGUGACUCUUUGGGAUCUGCUGUAUUCAAAUUACAUAUCCGAGGAAAAGAGGAGAGAACUGGUGCAGCAGUUUAAGUCAGGUACAAUAACUAUUGAACAAUUCUUAGAAAUAGUUCUGACCUUAGUAUCACAGAAAUCAGGAACAAGCACCCAGACAAUUACUACCAUCACCACAGCAACAACAGAGACAACCCAACAGCACAACUUCCAAGGUAUCAGAAAGGAUGUGAGUGCUGAUGAGUUGCUGCUAUCCAAAGUCAUUGAUGAGAAAAUGUACAAAGACCUAACUACUGGAAAAGUCACAGUUGAUCAUGUAAGUGAAAUAGACUCUGUGCGAAAAUACCUGAGAGGGACAAACUGCAUUGCUGGUGUAUUUGUGCAGUCUACCAAACAGACCAUGAGCAUAAUCAAAGCCAAAAAUAAGGGACUUCUAACACCAGGAACGUCUUUGGUUUUACUUGAGGCCCAGGCUGCCACUGGCUUUAUGAUUGACCCAGUAAAGAACAAAAAACUGUCAGUAGAGCAGGCAGUGACUGAAGGGAUUGUUGGAACAGAAUGGAAAAGCAAACUGCUGUCUGCAGAGCGGGCAGUUACUGGUUACACAGACCCCAGCACGGGAAAAACAAUCUCCUUGUUCCAGGCCUUAAAAAAAGAUCUGAUUGUCAAGGACCAUGGUAUUCGUCUGCUAGAAGCUCAGAUUGCUACGGGGGGCAUCAUUGAUCCUGUGCACAGCCAUCGUGUCCCUGUGGAGGUGGCUUACCAAAGAGGUUACUUUGAUGAGGAGAUGAACAAGAUCCUCUCUGAUCCAGAUGAUGACACCAAGGGUUUCUUUGAUCCCAACACACAGGAGAACCUCACAUACUUGCAACUUGUGGAGAGGUGUGUUAAAGACCCUAACACUGGCCUGAGCCUCCUUGUGAUUGUGAAAAAGGGAGAGUACUACUUCUUCAUUGAUGAACAUACAAAGAAUAUCCUCAAGUCUGCAACCACAAAGAAAGCAGGAGGUAAAUUCCAAGGACAGCUGGUGACACUUUGGGAUCUGCUGUAUUCAAAUUACAUAUCUGAGGAAAAGAGGAGAGAACUGGUGCAGCAGUUUAAGUCAGGUACAAUAACUAUUGAACAAUUCUUAGUAAUAGUUCUGACCUUAGUAUCACAGAAAUCAGGAACAAGCACCCAGACAAUUACUACCACCACCACAGCAACAACAGAGACAACCCAACAGCACAACUUCCAAGGUAUCAGAAAGGAUGUGAGUGCUAAUGAGUUGCUGCUAUCCAAAGUCAUUGAUGAGAAAAUGUACAAAGACCUAACUACUGGAAAAGUCACAGUUGAUCAUGUAAGUGAAAUAGACUCUGUGCGAAAAUACCUGAAAGGGACAAACUGUAUUGCUGGUGUAUUUGUGCAGUCUACCAAACAGACCAUGAGCAUAAGUGAAGCCAAAAAUAAGGGACUUCUAACACCAGGAACGUCUUUGGUUUUACUUGAGGCCCAGGCUGCCACUGGCUUUAUGAUUGACCCAGUGAAGAACAAAAAACUGUCAGUAGAGCAGGCGGUGACUGAAGGGAUUGUUGGAACAGAAUGGAAAACCAAACUGCUGUCUGCAGAGCGGGCAGUUACUGGUUACACAGACCCCAGCACGGGAAAAACAAUCUCCUUGUUCCAGGCCUUAAAACAAGAUCUGAUUGUCAAGGACCAUGGUAUUCGUCUGCUAGAAGCUCAGAUUGCUACGGGGGGCAUCAUUGAUCCUGUGCACAGCCAUCGUGUCCCUGUGGAGGUGGCUUACCAAAGAGGGUACUUUGAUGAGGAGAUGAACAAGAUCCUCUCUGAUUCAGAUGAUGACACCAAGGGUUUCUUUGAUCCCAACACACAGGAGAACCUCACAUACCUGCAACUUGUGGAGAGGUGUGUUAAAGACCCCAAGACUGGCCUGAGCCUCCUUGUAAUUGUGAAAAAGGGCGAGUAUUACUUCUUCACUGAUGAACAUACAAAGAAUAUACUCAAGUCUACAACCACAAAGAAAGCAGGAGGUAAAUUCCAAGGACAGCUUGUGACUCUUUGGGAUCUGCUGUAUUCAAAUUACAUAUCCGAGGAAAAGAGGAGAGAACUGGUGCAGCAGUUUAAGUCAGGUACAAUAACUAUUGAACAAUUCUUAGAAAUAGUUCUGACCUUAGUAUCACAGAAAUCAGGAACAAGCACCCAGACAAUUACUACCACCACCACAGCAACAACAACAGAGACAACCCAAAAGAACAACUUCCAAGGUAUCAGAAAGGAUGUGAGUGCUGAUGAGCUGCUGCUAUCCAAAAUCAUUGAUGAGAAAAUGUACAAAGACCUAACUACUGGAAAAGUCACAGUUAAUCAUGUAAGUGAAAUAGACUCUGUGCGAAAAUACCUGAAAGGGACGAACUGCAUUGCUGGUGUAUUUGUGCAGUCUACCAAACAGACCGUGAGCAUAAGCGAAGCCAAAACUAAGGGACUUCUAACACCAGGAACGUCUUUGGUUUUACUUGAGGCACAGGCUGCCACUGGCUUUAUGAUUGACCCAGUGAAGAACAAAAAACUGUCAGUAGAGCAGGCGGUGGCAGAAGGGAUUGUGGGGAUGGAAUGGAAAAGCAAACUGAUGUCUGCAGAGCGGGCAGUGACUGGGUACACCGAUCCCUACACAGGCAAAACAAUCUCUUUGUUCCAGGCCUUAAAAAAAGAUCUGAUUGUCAAGGACCAUGGUAUUCGUCUGCUAGAAGCUCAGAUUGCUACGGGGGGCAUCAUUGAUCCUGUGCACAGCCAUCGUGUCCCUGUGGAGGUGGCUUACCAAAGAGGGUACUUUGAUGAGGAGAUGAACAAGAUCCUCUCUGAUCCAGAUGAUGACACCAAGGGUUUCUUUGAUCCCAACACACAGGAGAACCUCACAUAUUUGCAACUUGUGGAGAGGUGUGUUAAAGACCCCCAGACUGGCCUGAGCCUCCUUGUAAUUGUGAAAAAGGGCGAGUACUACUUCUUCAUUGAUGAACAUACAAAGAAUAUCCUCAAGUCUACAACCACAAAGAAAGCAGGAGGUAAAUUCCAAGGACAGCUUGUGACUCUUUGGGAUCUGCUGUAUUCAAAUUACAUAUCCGAGGAAAAGAGGAGAGAACUGGCGCAGCAGUUUAAGUCAGGUACAAUAACUAUUGAACAAUUCUUAGAAAUAGUUCUGACCUUAGUAUCACAGAAAUCAGGAACAAGCACCCAGACAAUUACUACCACCACCACAGCAACAACAGAGACAACCCAACAGCACAACUUCCAAGGUAUCAGAAAGGAUGUGAGUGCUAAUGAGUUGCUGCUAUCCAAAGUCAUUGAUGAGAAAAUGUACAAAGACCUAACUACUGGAAAAGUCACAGUUGAUCAUGUAAGUGAAAUAGACUCUGUGCGAAAAUACCUGAAAGGGACAAACUGCAUUGCUGGUGUAUUUGUGCAGUCUACCAAACAGACCAUGAGCAUAAUCAAAGCCAAAAAUAAGGGACUUCUAACACCAGGAACGUCUUUGGUUUUACUUGAGGCCCAGGCUGCCACUGGCUUUAUGAUUGACCCAGUAAAGAACAAAAAACUGUCAGUAGAGCAGGCAGUGACUGAAGGGAUUGUUGGAACAGAAUGGAAAAGCAAACUGCUGUCUGCAGAGCGGGCAGUAACUGGUUACACAGACCCCAGCACGGGAAAAACAAUCUCCUUGUUCCAGGCCUUAAAAAAAGAUCUGAUUGUCAAGGACCAUGGUAUUCGUCUGCUAGAAGCUCAGAUUGCUACGGGGGGCAUCAUUGAUCCUGUGCACAGCCAUCGUGUCCCUGUGGAGGUGGCUUACCAAAGAGGUUACUUUGAUGAGGAGAUGAACAAGAUCCUCUCUGAUCCAGAUGAUGACACCAAGGGUUUCUUUGAUCCCAACACACAGGAGAACCUCACAUACUUGCAACUUGUGGAGAGGUGUGUUAAAGACCCUAACACUGGCCUGAGCCUCCUUGUGAUUGUGAAAAAGGGAGAGUACUACUUCUUCAUUGAUGAACAUACAAAGAAUAUCCUCAAGUCUGCAACCACAAAGAAAGCAGGAGGUAAAUUCCAAGGACAGCUGGUGACACUUUGGGAUCUGCUGUAUUCAAAUUACAUAUCUGAGGAAAAGAGGAGAGAACUGGUGCAGCAGUUUAAGUCAGGUACAAUAACUAUUGAACAAUUCUUAGAAAUAGUUCUGACCUUAGUAUCACAGAAAUCAGGAAAAAGCACCCAGACAAUUACUACCACCACCACAGCAACAACAGAGACAACCCAACAGCACAACUUCCAAGGUAUCAGAAAGGAUGUGAGUGCUAAUGAGUUGCUGCUAUCCAAAGUCAUUGAUGAGAAAAUGUACAAAGACCUAACUACUGGAAAAGUCACAGUUGAUCAUGUAAGUGAAAUAGACUCUGUGCGAAAAUACCUGAAAGGGACAAACUGUAUUGCUGGUGUAUUUGUGCAGUCUACCAAACAGACCAUGAGCAUAAGUGAGGCCAAAAAUAAGGGACUUCUAACACCAGGAACGUCUUUGGUUUUACUUGAGGCCCAGGCUGCCACUGGCUUUAUGAUUGACCCAGUGAAGAACAAAAAACUGUCAGUAGAGCAGGCGGUGACUGAAGGGAUUGUUGGAACAGAAUGGAAAAGCAAACUGCUGUCUGCAGAGCGGGCAGUUACUGGUUACACAGACCCCAGCACGGGAAAAACAAUCUCCUUGUUCCAGGCCUUAAAACAAGAUCUGAUUGUCAAGGACCAUGGUAUUCGUCUGCUAGAAGCUCAGAUUGCUACGGGGGGCAUCAUUGAUCCUGUGCACAGCCAUCGUGUCCCUGUGGAGGUGGCUUACCAAAGAGGGUACUUUGAUGAGGAGAUGAACAAGAUCCUCUCUGAUUCAGAUGAUGACACCAAGGGUUUCUUUGAUCCCAACACACAGGAGAACCUCACAUACCUGCAACUUGUGGAGAGGUGUGUUAAAGACCCCAAUACUGGCCUGAGCCUCCUUGUAAUUGUGAAAAAGGGCGAGUAUUACUUCUUCACCGAUGAACAUACAAAGAAUAUACUCAAGUCUACAACCACAAAGAAAGCAGGAGGUAAAUUCCAAGGACAGCUUGUGACUCUUUGGGAUCUGCUGUAUUCAAAUUACAUAUCCGAGGAAAAGAGGAGAGAACUGGUGCAGCAGUUUAAGUCAGGUACAAUAACUAUUGAACAAUUCUUAGAAAUAGUUCUGACCUUAGUAUCACAGAAAUCAGGAACAAGCACCCAGACAAUUACUACCACCACCACAGCAACAACAACAGAGACAACCCAAAAGAACAACUUCCAAGGUAUCAGAAAGGAUGUGAGUGCUGAUGAGCUGCUGCUAUCCAAAGUCAUUGAUGAGAAAAUGUACAAAGACCUAACUACUGGAAAAGUCACAGUUGAUCAUGUAAGUGAAAUAGACUCUGUGCGAAAAUACCUGAAAGGGACGAACUGCAUUGCUGGUGUAUUUGUGCAGUCUACCAAACAGACCGUGAGCAUAAGCGAAGCCAAAAAUAAGGGACUUCUAACACCAGGAACGUCUUUGGUUUUACUUGAGGCACAGGCUGCCACUGGCUUUAUGAUUGACCCAGUGAAAAACAAAAAACUGUCAGUAGAGCAGGCGGUGGCAGAAGGGAUUGUGGGGAUGGAAUGGAAAAGCAAACUGAUGUCUGCAGAGCGGGCAGUGACUGGGUACACCGAUCCCUACACAGGCAAAACAAUCUCUUUGUUCCAGGCCUUAAAAAAAGAUCUGAUUGUCAAGGACCAUGGUAUUCGUCUGCUAGAAGCUCAGAUUGCUACGGGGGGCAUCAUUGAUCCUGUGCACAGCCAUCGUGUCCCUGUGGAGGUGGCUUACCAAAGAGGGUACUUUGAUGAGGAGAUGAACAAGAUCCUCUCUGAUCCAGAUGAUGACACCAAGGGUUUCUUUGAUCCCAACACACAGGAGAACCUCACAUACUUGCAACUUGUGGAGAGGUGUGUUAAAGACCCCCUGACUGGCCUGAGCCUCCUUGUAAUUGUGAAAAAGGGCGAGUACUACUUCUUCAUUGAUGAACAUACAAAGAAUAUCCUCAAGUCUACAACCACAAAGAAAGCAGGAGGUAAAUUCCAAGGACAGCUUGUGACUCUUUGGGAUCUGCUGUAUUCAAAUUACAUAUCCGAGGAAAAGAGGAGAGAACUGGUGCAGCAGUUUAAGUCAGGUACAAUAACUAUUGAACAAUUCUUAGAAAUAGUUCUGACCUUAGUAUCACAGAAAUCAGGAACAAUCACCCAGACAAUUACUACCACCACCACAGCAACAACAGAGACAACCCAACAGCACAACUUCCAAGGUAUCAGAAAGGAUGUGAGUGCUGAUGAGUUGCUGCUAUCCAAAGUCAUUGAUGAGAAAAUGUACAAAGACCUAACUACUGGAAAAGUCACAGUUGAUCAUGUAAGUGAAAUAGACUCCGUGCGAAAAUACCUGAAAGGGACGAACUGCAUUGCUGGUGUAUUUGUGGAGUCUACCAAACAGACCAUGAGCAUAAUCAAAGCCAAAAAUAAGGGACUUCUAACACCAGGAACGUCUUUGGUUUUACUUGAGGCACAGGCUGCCACUGGCUUUAUGAUGGACCCAGUGAAGAAUAAAAAACUGUCAGUAGAGCAGGCGGUGACUGAAGGGAUUGUUGGAGCAGAAUGGAAAAGCAAACUGCUGUCUGCAGAGCGGGCAGUUACUGGUUACACAGACCCCAGCACAGGAAAAACAAUCUCCUUGUUCCAGGCCUUAAAAAAAGAUCUGAUUGUCAAGGACCAUGGUAUUCGUCUGCUAGAAGCUCAGAUUGCUACGGGGGGCAUCAUUGAUCCUGUGCACAGCCAUCGUGUCCCUGUGGAGGUGGCGUACCAAAGAGGGUACUUUGAUGAGGAGAUGAACAAGAUCCUCUCAGAUCCAGAUGAUGACACCAAGGGUUUCUUUGAUCCCAACACACAGGAGAACCUCACAUACUUGCAACUUGUGGAGAGGUGUGUUAGAGACCCAAAGACUGGGCUGAGUCUGCUUGCUUUAAAAAAGUAGAGUUAAGAUUGGAUGCAAUAUCCCAUGCAAACUAUUCAUGCUUUGUUAACUACAAUCAUACUCUUCUCUUCCUACUUAUUCCAUUUGCAAAUCUGUAAGUGUAUCAUUUAAGUGUAUACCAUUUCAGUUUCAGUGUGCAUUGUUUAUAUUAGAGUUUAAGAUAACUUCA